CGGUCCUACCCUGUCGCACCCCAUCGCGCCACUCGACCCGGGCCCACAGCCCACAGGCGAGCAGCGCGCCUCAGCGCCGCGACGGUAGGCAACCCAACCGGCGGCGGCGAGCAGCGAGGGGCCCGGCGGCGGCGCUCUGGCCAGCUCAGCUCGGAAAUACAACACAACAAAAUAAUAGAGUGGGGACGUUGUCGGAAAACAAAUUGCGUCGUGCAGAGCAAUGUAAAUUAAAAGGCCCGGCGAGCAUCGGAUCAGAGUCGUACGUACCGAGCGCCGUACCGGGCGCCAGGCCGCCGACAUGGGCAUAUUCAGCUCGUUCAAGGACUUUUUGAACAACACCUCUUUCCACGGGCUGCGCUUCGUCGCGCAGGAAGAGCGCCACUGGAGCGAAAGAGUGUUCUGGCUGGUGGUGUGCAUGGUGUCAUGGGGCGCCUCCGCCAAGCUCAUGAUGGCCUCGUGGGAGGCGUUCCAGAACAACGCCAUCAGCUUCGUGGUGGAGAGCACCUACCUCGACUGGGACACCACCUUCCCGACCAUCUCGGUGUGCGAGGAGGACAACAUGGAGCGCGUGUACUUCAUGAGCGCCAAGAUCUACGGAGAGGACCACGACUUCAAUCUGGAUGAGGUCCUCAAGGAGAUAUCCUACUUCAGAGGCUCCGCCUACUACAUCAAGGAGUUCUGCUUCGACGGCCACGUCAACUGCCCCAAGUCUGGCUUUACGGCCCUCGCUCGCAAGAUACGCAGCGGGUGCCCCGACAUCUUCGUCGACUGCAAGGUGAAUAACGUCGCCUUCAACUGCUGCGACCACUUCCUGCCGCUGGACACGGAGAUCGGCACGUGCUUCGCGCUCAACUCGCAGCAGGGCGUGAGGCUAAGAGGCAAGAAGGACAAGCUCCCCAUUUUAGCCAACCGACGGGCCCCGAAGGCGGCCGUGUAUCUGGAGCUCCGCGUGCAGAGCAACGUGCACAUCCACUCGCCCGAGGACGUGCCGUUCCUCAACUCGCUGAGCUCGGAGGUGUUCGUGGCGGCCCCGCUGAUACACAAGCGCUUCGGCAUCGCAGUGCGCGAGAUCGAGAACGAGCCGGGCGUCCGGGACACGUCCACCGUGCAGCGCAAGUGCCGGUUCCUCGACGAGAACGACCUGUCCGUGUACCGCUACUACUCGUACUCGGCGUGCAUCACCCAGUGCAGGAAGGAGGCGCAGAUCAAGCAAUGCGGCUGCACCACUCACCUCAUGCCCAAUGCGAAGGAGGACGAGAUCUGCACGCUGGAGGGACUCAUGUGCCUCUACACCCAUUACACGAACUUUUCGGUGCUAAAGACGAGCUGGAGUCGAAAGGAGGGGCUGUACUGCAACUGCGUGCCGUCCUGCACCGAGCCCGAGUACAACAUCGUCACCCAGGAGUCAUUCGGCAUCUCGCACAACACGUCGCGGAUCGAGCUCAUGUUGGACAGGUUGCCCAGCGAGAGGUACAAGCGGAACGUGGUGCGAGGCCGCCUCGACAUGGUCGUGUCCAUGGGCGGCGCCGCGGGUCUGUUCGUCGGCGCCAGUCUGCUCAGCUUCGUCGAGCUGCUGUACUACUUCUCGCUGCGGAUGUGUCGGGGCAGCAAAGACACGGGGGAGGACGACGACGACAACAGCAGCGGCGGCAAGAAGAAGGACAGCGCCAGCGUCCGCGGCAGCGCGUUCACGACGACGGCCAAGCAGGGCGCGGUGGCGCCCCUGGCCGUCGGCAACUUCCUGCCGCCCGCCGGUCAGCCGCGCCCGGGACUCAUCGGCCACUACAACAACAACCUCGUCCUCCAGGGCGGCGGCGGCGGCGGCGCGCAGCCCGGCCUGGACGCGGGCUACUACUCGCGGUUCUAGAUCCCUCCUCCCCCGCCUCAAUAAAGCCGCUCCUCGAGCA
Molecule: messenger RNA, 1907 nt
Organism: Frankliniella occidentalis (western flower thrips)
Lineage: Eukaryota; Metazoa; Arthropoda; Insecta; Thysanoptera; Thripidae
Product: sodium channel protein Nach
Exons: 8
Coding region: 299-1867 (522 amino acids)
Biological process (GO): sodium ion transmembrane transport
Cellular component (GO): membrane
Molecular function (GO): ligand-gated sodium channel activity
Source: RefSeq, a predicted model, not a curated record